Molecule: messenger RNA, 804 nt
Organism: Ctenocephalides felis (cat flea)
Lineage: Eukaryota; Metazoa; Arthropoda; Insecta; Siphonaptera; Pulicidae
Product: CDP-diacylglycerol--inositol 3-phosphatidyltransferase-like
Exons: 5
Coding region: 1-651 (216 amino acids)
Biological process (GO): phosphatidylinositol biosynthetic process
Cellular component (GO): Golgi apparatus; membrane
Molecular function (GO): CDP-diacylglycerol-inositol 3-phosphatidyltransferase activity
Source: RefSeq, a predicted model, not a curated record
AUGGAUACCGAAAAUAUAUUUCUUUUCGUGCCUAAUUUAAUUGGAUAUGGCCGAGUGAUUUUAGCUAUUAUUUCCUUUUAUUUUAUGCCUACAAACUAUGUAGUUGCCUGUUGGUGUUAUAUUAUCAGUGGAUUACUAGAUGCAGUCGAUGGACAUGCUGCUCGAUAUUUUAAUCAAAGUACUAAGUUUGGAGCAAUUUUGGAUCAGUUGACUGACCGAUGUGGAACUAUGUGUCUAUUAGUAACUCUAAGUUACUUUUAUCCAAAAUACAUGUUUUUGUUCCAGCUUUCCAUUUGCAUUGAUAUAGCUUGCCACUGGAUAUAUUUACAUUCGUCUUUACUACAAGGAAAAGUGUCUCAUAAAUUCAUUGACAUGUCUGAGAACCCUAUAAUGCAUUUAUAUUAUACUUCUAAACCAGUUCUAUUUGGAAUGUGUGCAGGGAAUGAGGCUUUUUAUGCUGCAUUGUAUUUGCUAUAUUUUACUGAAGGACCUUUAAUUGCCGGAUUAUCUUUAUUCAGAAUCAUUGCUUAUUUAAGUGCGCCAAUUGCUAUCACUAAAUCUUUUAUAUCUAUUGUACAUGGAGUGGUGGCCUGUGUCAAUUUGUCUAAGAUUGAUGUUGCAGAACGCAAAGAAUUGCUCAAAAAACAGUAAAUCAAUAGGUAAGUAAUUAUUAAAAGUGGUUUAAUAUAUUCUUUUCAUUAGUAGUAAUAUAUUAUAAAUCGAAAGUGUUCCAGUUUCAAGUGUCAAUUGUUUACAUUUUUAACAAAAAUAUUUCAAUUGUUAUUAUUACUUUUAAUUUUGUAC